Chelmon rostratus (copperband butterflyfish) is the source of this 1960-nucleotide messenger RNA. It is a transcript of the gene ppm1e, whose product is annotated as protein phosphatase, Mg2+/Mn2+ dependent, 1E. The transcript has 8 exons. Gene Ontology annotation, molecular function: cation binding; protein serine/threonine phosphatase activity. Gene Ontology annotation, biological process: protein dephosphorylation; negative regulation of protein kinase activity. The coding region runs from base 92 to 1960 and encodes 622 amino acids. The record is from RefSeq and is a predicted model, not a curated record. Lineage: Eukaryota; Metazoa; Chordata; Actinopteri; Chaetodontiformes; Chaetodontidae.
CCGGCAGUCCACGGCUCUGCUCCUCCGGUGCUACACCUUCAGUCAGGUAGUCUGGCAGCGCACUGACAGCCCAACUAGUCCGGAAUGAGAAAUGAUGGCCGGCUGUACAGCAGAGGAGAAAACCUUCCGACGGUUCCUGGAGCUCUUUCUCCGGGAGAUGAGAACGCCUCUGCAGGAGAGCGACCCGGUGCCGAUGCGCCCCUUGUCGGACCUGGUGACUGAGGACGAGGUGGAGGGGGAAUGCCUCGACCUGUGUCUCCAGCACCUCUACAAAUAUAACUGUCCGUGCUCCCUGGCUGCAGCCCUGGCCAGAGCCACAGCAGACAGCAUCCUGCAGACGGACCUCUCCAUCCACCACCUCAAUAAGACUGUGGAAGAUGGAGCUGACCCGUUACCACAGAUGGAGUCGGUGAAGCUCGCCCGGCUGGUGUUUAAUCGACUCUUCGAGAUGUGCUGCCUGUGGCUGAAGGAGCUGCCGUUCCGGCGCCGUCCACAGCCGUACUACGAAACCUCCAUCCACGCCAUCAAGAACAUGAGGCGCAAGAUGGAGGACAAGCACGUCAUCAUCCCCGACUUCAACACGCUCUUCAACGUUCAGGAUCAGGAGGAGCAGGCUUACUUCGCCGUGUUCGACGGUCACGGCGGCGUCGACGCUGCCAUUUAUGCCGCCAACCACCUGCACGUCAACUUAGUUCACCAGGAGUCGUUCAGCCAGGACCCCAGCGAGGCGCUCUGCAGAGCCUUCAAGGUCACUGACGAAGGCUUCGUGAAGAAGGCCUCGCGAGAGCACCUGCGCUGCGGCACCACGGGUGUGGUGACGUUCCUGCGGGGGGGCACGUUGUAUGUGGCCUGGCUGGGAGACUCCCAGGUCAUCCUGGUCAGGAGAGGGCAGGUUGUGGAGCUGAUGAAACCUCAUAAACCGGACAGAGAGGAUGAGAAGCAGAGGAUCGAGGCUCUGGGAGGCUGCGUGAUCUGGUUUGGCACAUGGAGGGUGAAUGGCAGUCUGUCUGUCUCCAGAGCAAUAGGUGACUCGGAGCACAAGCCCUACAUCUGUGGCGAUGCAGACCAUAGUAUCUUUCCAUUGGAUGGUUCAGAAGACUACUUGAUUCUGGCCUGCGAUGGCUUCUGGGACACAGUGGGUCCAGAUGAGGCGGUGCGGGUGGUCAGCGACCACCUCCAGGAGAACAGCGGAGACACCACCAUGGUAGCCCACAAGCUGGUGGCCUCGGCCCGAGACGCGGGCUCUAGCGAUAACAUCACUGUCAUCGUGGUCUUCUUGCGGGACCCGCGCUCCCCGCCACCCACCAACACGGAGGACGAGGAGGAGGGUGUGGUGGCGGGAGAGGUGGAGGAGGAGGAAGUCGCAGAGGUGGAGGAGGAGGAACAGGAAGAGGAGGAGGAGGAGGAGGAAGACGAGGCGGUCAGGGUAGAGCGCGAUGGUGAUGAAGGAGGCAGCACUGCGGACAUCGGGGGGAAGGGUCGUGGAGGCUGGCCCCUGCAGCAGUGCUCGGCCCCUGCUGACCUCAGCUACGAAGACCGAACGGACUCGUUCACGGACAGAACUAGCCUCAGCCUGCUGGGGCCGUCGCUGGAGGGCCGCAUCUCCCUGAACCCGGGCUCGUGGCAGCCCUGCUUUAACCCCGAGCUCUUCACGACCUCCCACAUCUACCACGGAGAACGCCCACGGAGGCGCAGGUCCUGUAUUCCUUUUCAGGAGCCCAGCAUCUCUAGCUUUACGGACCCACUGUGGCCCCAGACGGCCGUGCUGUUAGGCCAGGCAGCGAGGCGAAGCCGCAGGCUCGGUUCUGGUCGUCGCCGGUGCAGCCGGAGGUGGCCAGGCACAUCCCAGGAGCUGCUGGGCCUCCUGCCAUCCGGCCGCUUGCUGCCGUACAUGGAGCGCUACUCCGACCGGAGGCCUGGAGUGGCAGUGCCUCAUCUGCCCCACGAUAACACCAUCUGA